Molecule: messenger RNA, 1798 nt
Organism: Paramecium octaurelia
Lineage: Eukaryota; Ciliophora; Oligohymenophorea; Peniculida; Parameciidae
Source: the annotation of a GenBank genome assembly
AUGCUAUCUAGAUAUAACAUUAAUGGGCGUACAAUUUAAGAAGAAAAGUUAUUAUCUGAAGGAGGGUACGGCUAUAUACUAAAAGCAAUUGAUGUGAACACCAAAGAGAUUUUUGCAUUGAAAAAAUCUUAUUGUUAAGGAGAGGAGAGAACAAAAGUAGCUAGAAAUGAAUUGGAAAUUAUGGUAUGAAAAAUUCAAAUUUUAUGCAGAAACGAUUACCUAGACAUCCAAAUUUGGUCAAUUUCAUAGGAGGCACUUUUAUUUAAGACAAAGGACAGCAAGUAUGUUUGAUUCUAAUGGAAUUUUGUGGAGGUGGAAGUUUAUUUGAUUUGAUGGCUAAAGAUCCAAAUUCAAGAUUUCCAGAGGAGUAACUGUUAGGCUAUAUGAGAGUAUAUAUGAUCAUUGAAAUUCUCUUAGGAAAUUACAUAAGGCAUUAAAUCCUUGCAUACAUUACAACCACCUAUGGCUCAUAGGGAUAUUAAAAUAGAAAAUGUGUUAUUUUAAAACGGAAGAUGCAAGUUGUGUGAUUUUGGAUCUGCUAGCACUCAAAGAGUAGACUUAAGGUUAGAAUUUAAAUCUUAUCCAUCUUAGUCAAAUCAGAUAGUCUGAUUUCGUAAUUUAUGAGGAAGAAUGGGAAAAAAAUACAACUUUAAUGUAUAGACCUCCAGAAAUGGCUGACCUGUUCUUGAGAUAUGAAGUAGGAGAGAAAGCCGAUGUUUGGAUGUUAGGAUGUGUAUUAUACACUUUGUGUUUUUUUAUUCAUCCCUUUCAGGAGAGCUCAAAACUAGCUAUUUCCACUGCUACAUACAAUAUACCUAAAUAGCAUAGAUAUUCAGACAAGUUGAUUGAUUUGAUUAGACUUAUGCUAACUCCUGAUCCAAAAUUAAGACCUUCUAUUUUUGAUGUUGAAAGAAUUCUAGCUUAAUUUCAUUCAUUACCAUAUAUAUAAUUGAAUGUAAUAGUUUGAAGCAAAUUUUAGGCAUAAGCAGUUGAAAUUAAAAACAGAGAAUAGAAAUUGGAACAAGAAAUGGAAUAAUAUAAUAAAAAUAGUUUCAAGGUGAAAAAAUUCGAUGGAGAUAUUCCAAUCGAUGAAUUGAUGAACUUAUAAAAAAAGAUAUAAACUGAAAAGACUUCAGCCAAAUAACCAUAAUAAUAAAUUAGAUAACCUUAACAAUAAUAUAUCUAAAGAUAAUAAAUGCAACAAUAAUAACAAUAGUAAUAAAGAUAAUAGUAGUAAUAAUAAUUUUAGCCAUUCUCUGAAUUUAAUUAAUAAUAAUAAUAAUCAAAGUCUUCUUAAGAUAUUUUUGCUUAAUUUAGCAAUCCACAAUAAGGAUUUGGUUCAAACAAUGCUUGGGAUAGUUCUAAUUAAUGGUCCUAACAAUAACCAAAUCAAUAAGCUUUUGGUAAUUUUGGAUUUGUUUCAACUUCUCAUUCUCCUAGUCCAAAUCCUUUUUAGUGGGAUACCCAAUUCAAUUAACCUUAAUAAUAAUAAUAAUAACAAUAACAAUAAUAAGUAUAAUAACAAGUAUAAUAAAUGUAAAUUAAUUCAUUUUCUGCCUCCCCAUCCAAUAGUGCCUGGGAUAUGACUACUAAUUAUACUGAAUAAUCCCAUCAAUCAACUUAGCCAUCAACAAAUUUCUGGGGUGGAAACAGUUAACAAUAAUUUGGAGUUCAAAAUGCCUAAAUAUAAUCUUAAUAGUUACCUCUAAAUCCUCAGUAAGAAACAAUUGAUUUGAUAGGAUUGAAUGAGCCAUAGCCUUAAUAAUAAUAGUAUGAUUUAUCAAAUAUAAUAUUAUGA